AUGGCUAUCCAAAUCGUCUCUGACUUGCACCUAGAGGCCCCGAAAGCCUACGACAUCUUCGAAAUUACACCCCGAGCACCUUACUUAGGGCUCCUCGGCGAUAUAGGCAAUAUUGCAACUCACAAAGAUAAUUGUCUUAGCUUCCUGGCGCAGCAGCUCCGUCAGUUUCGCGCUGUACUAUUUGUGCCUGGAAACCAUGAGGCCUACCACUCCAGCUGGUCUGAAACACUUGAGAUACUUCGCGAUUUCGAAGAAAGAACAAAAGGCGAUGCCUCUUUGGGAGAAUUUGUCCUACUCGACCGCUCGAGCUUCAGGGUUCCAGACUCCAAGGUCGUCAUCUUAGGCUGCAGCUUAUUCUCCUUCAUCCCGCCACAAAGUGCAGGUUCGGUCAGCAUGGGACUCAACGAUUUUUUCCAGAUAAACGACUGGGAUGUUGGCAUGCAUAACGAGGCACACACUCGAGACCUUGCAUGGCUCAAUGCUCAGGUUACAGAACUCGGCCAUUCUGAUGCCGAUAUCAUCAUUUUUUCGCACUGGAGCCCUUCAAGAGACGGCCGCGCUAUUGACCCAAGGCAUGCGCAAAGCCUAAUUACCAGUGGCUUUGCGACAGAUUUGUCCGGGGAAGUAUGCUACAACAGCAGCAACGUCAAGAUAUGGGCAUUUGGUCACACGCACUACAAUUGCGACUUCGAAGUGGAGCGAGAAGGUCACGCCGAGCCUUUGAGACUAGUUGCAAACCAACGAGGUUACUACUUCGCACAAGCCACAGGGUAUAAUAGGGACAAAGUCAUUAAAUUAUAA
Messenger RNA from Colletotrichum graminicola M1.001, 801 nucleotides. Its product is annotated as calcineurin-like phosphoesterase. The transcript has a single exon. The record is from RefSeq and is a predicted model, not a curated record. Lineage: Eukaryota; Fungi; Ascomycota; Sordariomycetes; Glomerellales; Glomerellaceae. Gene Ontology annotation, molecular function: hydrolase activity. Bases 1 to 801 code for a protein of 266 amino acids.